CAAAAUUGUUGAGUGGUGUGGCUGGGAGAGUUUCUCGUGUCGUCUAAAAUAAACCGCCCUAUCGCUCUCUAUAUAAACUUCACCCACCGCACUUUCGUAUUCUUCUACCUUUCGCAUUCACCGCCAAUACAUCGCAACAAGUUUCUGUGCCCCGAGUGGUUGAUUACACCAAAAGGACUUUGUUUGUUACAAGUUACAGAGACCAACUUUCAUGUCUGAAUUCGACACUAACAUCUCAACUGCUUUUGAUCCCUUUGCUGAGGCAAAUGCUGACGACUCAGGUGCUGGGGCAAAAGAGUAUGUUCAUGUGCGUAUACAACAACGUAACGGAAGGAAAAGCCUGACAACUGUUCAAGGAUUAAAGAAAGAAUUCAGCUAUACUAAGAUACUCAAAGACCUGAAGAAAGAAUUCUGCUGUAAUGGUACUGUUGUACAGGACCCUGAGUUAGGCCAGGUCAUACAGCUUCAGGGAGAUCAAAGAAAGAACGUUUCAACUUUUCUUGUCCAAGCGGGCAUAGUAAAGAAGGAGCAUAUCAAGAUUCAUGGUUUCUAAGGCAAGGCCUAAGCAGCAAUUGGCAGGCAAUUCAGCUUCAGGCUCCAAUUAAUAUCACUAUAUAUAGCUUAUAAUAGUCUGCUAUAUUAUAGUUUAGAACACCAUAUAAUAGUUUCUACCGUUGUGGAUGUUUAUUUGCUGGGUUAUGUAGCAGAAUUAUAUGUAUGCUUCUAAGACAACUGUCUUCGAUAAAUUUGUUAUUUAUUUUGACAUAUUGAAUGGCUGUUAUGGAUUUAUGGGAACUUACCUGUUUGG
Messenger RNA from Arachis duranensis, 808 nucleotides. Its product is annotated as protein translation factor SUI1 homolog. Bases 212 to 553 code for a protein of 113 amino acids. The record is from RefSeq and is a predicted model, not a curated record. Lineage: Eukaryota; Viridiplantae; Streptophyta; Magnoliopsida; Fabales; Fabaceae. Gene Ontology annotation, molecular function: translation initiation factor activity; RNA binding. Gene Ontology annotation, biological process: translational initiation. The transcript is spliced from 4 exons.